Molecule: messenger RNA, 2679 nt
Organism: Electrophorus electricus (electric eel)
Lineage: Eukaryota; Metazoa; Chordata; Actinopteri; Gymnotiformes; Gymnotidae
Product: disks large homolog 4-like
Biological process (GO): chemical synaptic transmission; postsynaptic neurotransmitter receptor diffusion trapping; cell-cell adhesion
Cellular component (GO): neuron projection; postsynaptic density membrane; basolateral plasma membrane
Molecular function (GO): ionotropic glutamate receptor binding; protein kinase binding
Source: RefSeq, a predicted model, not a curated record
CCCGUACGGAGGUGGCUAGUUAAGCGCACGCGGGGAGGAACCGAACAGACGAGGCUCAGACGGAUGAGUGUCACGCGCACCAUCUCCUGCGUCGUGUGCGCCAACCACAGGCAACCCCGCGUGCGAAUGUAACGGUCCUUGCGCGUCCCGUUUAGUCGGUUUGAAAUACCUCACGCGCCCUGUGGUCCUAUAGAAGGCUGCUUUUCCAGAGAACACGUGAGACAAGACUGCAAUAUUUUCCUUACAGGAGCGUUAAUUCCUGGAAUACAUGAACCCCGCCCCUUGCUCAGUCCGGUCAGCUCCCGGCGCUUCGCGUGAGAAGUGACCGGUGGUCUGCGUUUGACGUCAUGUUUGUGUCGGUUUGGUACGCAAAGAAGAUGGGCCGCCGUUUCAUAAACAACGUUCGGAAAACAAAGAAACAGAGACAACGCCUCAUGAUGAUGAACGGGCUAAACGGGGAGGUGGAGUAUGAGGAGAUAACACUGGAGAGGGGUAACUCUGGCCUGGGCUUCAGUAUAGCAGGUGGUACUGAUAACCCUCAUGUUGGAGACGACCCCAGUAUCUUCAUCACUAAGAUCAUACCAGGAGGAGCAGCAGCUCAGGACGGGAGACUGAGGGUGAAUGACAGUAUCUUGUUUGUGAAUGACGCUGAUGUGAGAGAGGUGUCACACAGUCAGGCGGUGGAGGCGUUGAAGGAUGCAGGGCCCAUCGUCCGCCUUUACAUUCUGCGCAGGAAGCCUGCUGUAGAGAAGCUCACCGAGAUCAAACUCACCAAAGGCCCCAAAGGUCUGGGCUUCAGUAUAGCGGGUGGUGUGGGUAACCAGCAUGUACCUGGUGAUAACAGUAUCUACGUGACUAAAAUCAUUGAGGGCGGAGCUGCACAUAAAGAUGGACGUCUGCACAUAGGAGACAAAAUCCUAGCGGUGAAUCACAUGAGCUUGGAGGACGUAAUGCAUGAAGACGCAGUAGCGGCACUGAAGAACACAGCAGAGGUUGUGUACUUGAGAGUGGCCAAAGCUCCUCACCUGUACCCUCAGCACACCUACAACCCCCCCGACAUCACCAGCUCUUACUCUCCUCACAUGGAUGAGAUGAGUCAUGGCUACUUGUCUGAUUACCCCCCGACUUUGACUCCUACCUCCCCCCGACGCUACUCCCCCCUGCCUAAGGGCCCGCUACUGGGAGAGGAGGACAUCCCCAGGGACCCCAGACGGGUGCUGAUCCACCGAGGCCUGACGGGUCUGGGCUUCAACAUCGUGGGAGGUGAGGAUGGUGAGGGCAUCUACAUCUCCUUCAUCUUAGCAGGAGGACCUGCAGACCUGAGUGGAGAACUACGCAAAGGAGACCAGAUCCUGAGUGUAAAUGGUGUGGAUCUGAGACAUGCAACCCAUGAACAAGCUGCAGCAGCUCUGAAGAACGCAGGACAGACUGUCACCAUCAUUGCCCAGUACCGACCAGAGGAGUACAGUCGUUUCGAGGCUAAGAUCCAUGACCUCAGGGAGCAGCUGAUGAACAGCAGUAUGGGGUCAGGAACCACAUCACUGCGGACCAGUAAGAGGAGUUUUUACAUCAGGGCUCUGUUUGACUACGAUAAGACGGCAGACGGCGGGUACCUCAGCCAGGCUCUGAGCCUUCGCUUUGGGGACAUCCUGCACGUUCUGGACUGCAGUGACGAGGAAUGGUGGCAGGCCAGGAGGUUGUCCCCACACGGAGACCUGGAGGAGGCGGGCUAUGUCCCCAGCAAGCGCAGAGUUGAGAGGAAAGAGUGGGCGCGUUUGAGGACCAAAGUUAGAGACAGCAUAGGUAGGUCUGCAGCAAGUGUGUGUUUGUGUGUAUAUAAUAAGUGUGCGUUUGUGUAUUUAAUGUGUGUGUUUGUGUGUGUUUCAGGGAGGGAUGACUACAUUCAGAGCUAUGAAAUUGUUACACAGAUAGAGGUGCACUAUGCUCGUCCAAUCAUCAUCCUUGGCCCAACCAAAGACCGCGUUAAUGACGAUCUCCUCUCCGAGUUCCCUGACAAGUUCGGCUCCUGCGUGCCCCACACGACACGGCCCAAGAGGGACUACGAGACAGAUGGGCGGGAUUACCAUUUCGUGUCGUCACGGGAACAAAUGGAGAAGGAUAUUCAGAGUCAUCGGUUCAUCGAGGCAGGACAGUACAACAGUCACCUUUACGGAACCAGUGUCCAGAGUGUUCGGGAGGUGGCAGAACAGGGUAAACACUGUAUUCUGGACGUGUCUGCUAAUGCUGUACGCAGACUGCAGGCUGCACAGCUGCAUCCCAUCACCAUCUUCAUCAGACCCACGUCGCUCCAGAACAUCCUUGAUAUUAAUAAGCGUCUGACAGAGGAACAGGCGAGAAGAGCUCUAGACAGAGCUAUUAAACUGGAGCAGGACUUCAUUGAGUGUUUCACAGGGAUCGUGGAGGGUGACAGUUUUGAGGAAAUCUACCACCGCGUCAAAUCAGUGAUUGAAGAACAGUCAGGACCAUACAUCUGGAUACCUGCUAGAGAAAGACUGUAAACACUACACACACACACACACACACACACACACACACACACACACACACACACACACACACACCUCUUGCUUACUUAUAUACUCAUGCAUAAACACACAGGUUUUUGGAGCCAGAGAAAGAACUCCUGGUCAUUCUUACAAAGACAUCAAUCUCUCUCUC